AAAAGUUUCCAUAUAAAAAGAUUAAAACACACAUUCAGGUAAAUAUUGUUUAGGUUAAAGAGCACAUAUUGAUUGUCUAUACUCACAAAACUUCUUAGUUUGAGCUAUAAUUGGCAUUAAUCUUACAGUGUUUUAGAGCAUUUUGGAAUGCCCUUAGAAAUUAUCUGUGGCAAAUUCUUCAUCGUGCAUAUAAAACAGUUGAUUUCCUUUGCCAAACUCCACCCUGCCAGAGGAGGACUAGUCAUGUCUCCUAAUUUCUCACUCGAACCUUGCCAAAAAUGUCAGGAAAGAGAGCAGUAGUUAUGCCUCACAGGACAUCCUAUUUUCUAGUGAAUGUUUCCUCUCUUGGGCAAUUGCUUCAUUCGGUUUAGGCAAAGGUUGUAACGUAAAAAAUGUUUUAGUUCAAUCUCUUUUCACUGGACUCUAUGGCCAUUUUAGUGCUAAGUGUUCACCACCCGAUACUUCUAAGUAAAUGUACCAAAAGUUGAUAUUAAAGAUAUGGAUGGAAACAACAAAAAGUGAAAAAAUGGGAGGAGAGGGCAAUGGCGUUUAAGGGUAGAAUUUCUGUUAGAUUUCUCUUUGCUUAUCUGUUUAUUUAUUUGUUUGUAAGCAGCGUUGUCGUAUGUUUAAAAUAGGUGGUUAUAAAAUGUGUUUUGCAAGCCUCAUGGUAACCUUACAUAACAGAUAUCUUUGGAAGGCAGAGACUCACUUGGUAAACACACUUAAUCACUCCUGGCGUAUCAUUUUCAUGUAAGUUUUGAAGUGGAGGUGAAGUUCUACAUGUCCCUGGCAUAAUCAUCCAUGGUAGGAGGUUUUUUUCUUCUCUAAUAAGGUGUCCUAUGGUGAGAUGACUUCUUGAAUGGCAUCUACUUUGUGCACUUGGCCCCAAGGAGGCUGGUUUAGUCUGGAAAAUUCAACUGUGGCUCUAAGGCAGUUCCCAAGGUUUGGCUCAAUCUUGGACCAAGCAAACUGGGUAAAGGUCAGGCAUGGAAUUUCAGGCUACAGUGAACAUUCCUCUCCAUGCAGUUCUCUUCCCAGCUCACCUACGCAUGGAUGGGGCUCUUGGGGAAAAGAAGGAGACGGGAUGGUUUUCCCAGGAUUGGGCUUUUAUUAGAUGGUUAAUACCUGGAUUCCUUCCUUUUUCAGAUGGGUGAGUCAAGUGACGACAUAGACCAAAUGUUCAGCACUUUGCUGGGGGAGAUGGAUCUUCUGACCCAGAGUUUAGGAGUCGACACUCUUCCUCCUCCUGACCCUAAACCACCCAGAGCUGAAUUUAACUACAGUGUGGGUUUUAAAGAUUUAAAUGAAUCCUUAAAUGCCCUGGAAGACCAAGAUUUAGAUGCUCUCAUGGCAGACCUGGUCGCAGACAUAAGUGAAGCCGAGCAGAGGACAAUCCAGGCACAGAAAGAGUCUUCGCAGAAUCAGCAUCGCUCAGCAUCUACGGAGGCAUCAAAUUUCGAUGGUGCAGCCUCUCUGGGUUAUGGAGCAAAUGCUACUGCUACCCGUGUUAGCCAAUACGUAGAUGACUUACCACCUCCACCAGCGGACCCUGUGUUAGACCUUCCACUGCCACCGCCACCGCCACCUCCUGAACCCCUCUCUCAGGAAGAAGAAGAAGCCCAAGCCAAGGCUGAUAAAAUUAAGCUGGCGUUGGAAAAACUUAAGGAGGCCAAGGUUAAGAAGCUCGUCGUCAAGGUGCACAUGGACGACAACAGCACAAAGUCACUGAUGGUGGAUGAGCGGCAGUUGGCCCGAGAUGUUCUGGACAACCUUUUUGAGAAAACUCACUGCGACUGCAAUGUAGACUGGUGUCUCUAUGAAAUAUACCCAGAACUACAAAUUGAGAGGUUUUUUGAAGACCAUGAAAAUGUUGUUGAAGUCUUAUCAGACUGGACAAGAGACACAGAAAAUAAAGUACUAUUUUUGGAAAAAGAGGAAAAGUAUGCUGUAUUUAAAAACCCCCAGAAUUUCUACUUGAAUAACAAAGGGAAAAAAGAAGGCAAGGAAGCCAAUGAGAAAAUGAAUGCUAAGAACAAGGAAUCUUUACUUGAGGAAAGUUUCUGUGGAACGUCUAUCAUUGUACCAGAACUCGAAGGAGCUCUUUAUUUGAAAGAAGAUGGAAAGAAAUCCUGGAAAAGGCGCUAUUUCCUUUUACGGGCUUCUGGAAUUUAUUAUGUACCCAAAGGAAAGACUAAGACGUCUCGAGAUCUGGCAUGUUUUAUACAGUUUGAAAAUGUCAAUAUUUACUACGGGAUUCAGUGUAAAAUGAAAUAUAAAGCACCCACUGACUACUGCUUUGUCUUAAAGCAUCCCCAAAUCCAGAAGGAGUCCCAGUAUAUCAAGUACCUCUGCUGUGACGACGCAAGAACUCUCAACCAGUGGGUUAUGGGCAUUCGGAUCGCCAAGUAUGGGAAGACACUCUAUGACAACUACCAGCGGGCCAUGGCGAGGGCUGGCCUUGCCUCUCGGUGGACAAACCUGGGGACUGUCAACGCAGUGACACCAGCCCAGCCUUGCACAGGACUCAAAACAGGCGCCGCCCAGCCCAACGGGCGGGUCCCACAGGCUGUCCCCUCUGCCAGUGCUGCGCUUGAGGAGGCCCAGAGACAGGCCGAAACUGCCAAGAGGAUGCAGCAGCAAGGUGUCAUCUUGGAAGCAGAGACCAGACCCGCACCAGACACUGAACCUGCUAAUCCCCUGAUCUUGGACUUCCAGCCUCUGGAACUGGAAAAAGACAUAUUUGAUAACCAGCUCUUAGCAGAAAGGAGCCGGUGCUGUCGGUGGUGAGGAGGCUGCUCCGCGGAGCCCGGGACGCGCCGCCAGGCCCUGAUGUUCUUCGGGAAGCGGAGCCCGGCGCUUGCGUUUGUGCUGGAUCUGUCUGGGUUGUCCUGGUUUCCACACUUCUGAAAAGUGUUUCAUUAAUGUACCAAAAGCCAGUUCUGUUUUCCUGGCACUUUGUGCAAGAUGCAUUUCCUGAAAUGUUUUAAAAGGACAAAAAUAGAUGGAUGGUGUGUCCUUUCUUGUGACUGUACCGUGUGAUUAACAAGAAGUGGCGUUUGUUUUCUGUGCAUCUCGUCUGAUAUUAAAUGGCAGUUUUAAAAAGG
This is a messenger RNA of Lemur catta (Ring-tailed lemur), 3104 nucleotides long. It is a transcript of the gene APBB1IP, whose product is annotated as amyloid beta precursor protein binding family B member 1 interacting protein. Gene Ontology annotation, biological process: signal transduction. The transcript is spliced from 14 exons. Lineage: Eukaryota; Metazoa; Chordata; Mammalia; Primates; Lemuridae. The record is from RefSeq and is a predicted model, not a curated record. Gene Ontology annotation, cellular component: cytosol; plasma membrane. The coding region runs from base 1147 to 2787 and encodes 546 amino acids.